Aedes albopictus (Asian tiger mosquito) is the source of this 1188-nucleotide messenger RNA. RefSeq lists its product as uncharacterized. Lineage: Eukaryota; Metazoa; Arthropoda; Insecta; Diptera; Culicidae. The coding region runs from base 193 to 1167 and encodes 324 amino acids. The record is from RefSeq and is a predicted model, not a curated record. The transcript has 4 exons. Gene Ontology annotation, cellular component: Fanconi anaemia nuclear complex. Gene Ontology annotation, biological process: interstrand cross-link repair.
CAGGAAGGUCAGGUAGCUCUUGUGCUGACAAGAACGACGAAUCUUCCGCAACCAUCAGUGGUGCUAACGGUUCCACGGGUGGCAUUGCAUUUGGUGUGAUUCCAAAAUCGUCCAACAAAACAAAUAACGGACAUCCUUCGCCAAUUCAUUUUCGACCACGAAUGGAACCUGGGAAGCUCGAAAGUGCUAUCCAUGUUCCAGCAAGCCGGAAUCGUGACUGCCACCGAAUACAUGCUCCGGUUGCGUUCCAGCGCAGCGAUUCAACAGGUGAUGAACGACCUUCUAGAGGUGGAGCAUCGUCUGCUGGCCGAUGUUGUCAGCAACGCCUAUCUGGACACACCCUACUCGACGAGCCUCCGUGAAAUCCUGCAGGAAAGCUUCUCUUCAGCACUGGACGAUCUUAUCGGUGAUCCCAAUGUCAUCCCUUGCAACUAUCUAGAACAGCUGAAGUCUCAUCUCUCGGAUCCGGACAUGACUCGGUUACGAACUCAACACAUUGAGCUGCUGCUCGGGAAGAAGAAACUCCAUGCACUGUCCGAAGCCGUUGGUCUCCAAGAACAGUGGAGAGCGAACUUUGAAGAACGGCGCAGUUCUACGUUGGGGCGAAUUAUGCUGGAAGUGGUUCGAGAUCGAGCCAAUGCCGCUGAAACGCUUUUCUCCUGGGCUAAAACGAGGAGCUUAUCGUGGAAAUAUUAUCUGGCUUUGCUGCAUGUGGUGGCAGUUGCUAUUGAUAGUGAUAGGGUGGAAAUUGUGCGCUUGAAGGGCAUUCUGAAAGAUCUGUUCACCAAGGUGGUGGAGGUCGGAGACUUUGAGACCUUUUUAAUCCUGAUGGUGAGCGGCAGAGAGAUUUGCAUAUCUAAUGAAAAGGUUUUGGGAAACUACUCGGCAUGGUAUAAGGCAACGAUUGGAGAGAUGAGCUACCGGAUAAAGAAGGAUCAGUUCGUGCAUGUGGUAGAACUGAUGACCAGGCUAAUCGGUUUGGAGAAGGAUCCGGAAGUUCUGAAAGUUCACAUCAACAUUUCUGUGAACACCCCUCCGAAGUGCAUGGAGCUGAUUGUGAACUACAAACAACUUUGUCGGGCACAACUGGCCAAGUUGUUGAAUGAGAAGACUCGAGAAGAUGUAAGUAUGGAAUGCGAAACGUCCAUUGUCAUCGAUGAUGAUUAAACACAGUGGUACACUUUAGAA